This is a messenger RNA of Rotaria socialis, 1017 nucleotides long. Lineage: Eukaryota; Metazoa; Rotifera; Eurotatoria; Philodinida; Philodinidae. The record is from the annotation of a GenBank genome assembly.
AUGACUUCACGUCGGGGAGUAUUUUUCAGUUCAAAAUCACGCUCAGCUGAUUCAAAUCUAAUUGCCGAUGGUAAAAAUCGAUCGCCACCCAAAACUGAAUCAUCAACAUCAACAUCAACUAUAAUUCAAAAUGUAGAUCAAACUAGUAGCAGUAGUAAUAGUCAAACUUCGCCACCAAAAUUAGAAACUGUUGCGACGGGAAUUGUUAAGAAAAAAUUAAUAUUAAAAGGCAAAAAACGAACUUUAGCAAAAACAAUUUACUCUGGGCCAAGAAAAAUCUUUAGUACAAGUUAUAAAGCUAAUCGAGCACAAUUAAAUCAUAAAGCAUUUUUUGGUAGUGAAACGAAUGAAUAUGAUUUAGACAAAAGUGAAAAAUCAUGCACAGAUUUUUGCUCAUCACAACCAGUUGUCGAGCAACGACCGAUAUCCAAAGCGUCAUUAGGUAUUAAAUCGAGAAGUUCAGAUAAUAUUCGUGCAAUAGCAACAACAAUUAUUGAAAAUGGAAAGACAAAACUCGUUUGUCCACGAGGUCAAAAGAAGAUGUAUACAAUAGUGCCAAAUAUACGACAACCGACGACAUGCGAAGAAUUAGGAGAAACUCAGAGUUAUAUUGAUGAUAUGGAAUAUCUUCUUGCUGGAUUUCAAAGUGAUAAACUGCUCAGUAGUCGAUGUCUCAGUGCUGUGAAAUUCGCGGAAUUAUGUGUUAAACCAUCAUUUCGAAUGCAUCUACGAACUGAAAGUGCACUUGAUCGUGUUCUGGAUUUACUAAAAGAUGCACCAGAACUACCAAGUUUAAAUUUAUGUACAGCUUUUAUUUUAUAUGUCCUAUCAUCAGAUACAUUAACAUCUGGAAUAAGCUUAAGUACAGUACGUUUAAUGAUUGAACUAGUCAGUAAAAGUCCACAGAAAAACUCCAUUGAUGAUGACGAAUAUAAAAAAAUGCAACAACGGAUAUUAUCAAUUAUUCAUCAAUCACUACAAGAUGACAUUUUCUAUAAACAACGAUUUAAUGUAUGA